ACAAAUUGAUUAAAGUUGGACAAUUCCAUAAAAUUCUUGAAAAACGAGUAGGUUGCUAGACAGAGUAGGAUAUUAAAAAUAGCUGCUAAUUUGUCAGGAAAAAUAUGACAUUCUAUGGGAGCUUGUGUGACACACACACACACACACACACACACACACACUGGACAGAGGCUGAGAGCACUGUGAGUUCAUUUAGGACAUGUGAACUGGCUCAUUGACACUGAAGAGAGUUUUACAUUUUCAAGCCACUCUGGUCAUACAUUCUCCCAUAGCUGCCAUUGAACAUACCAACCAUCACCUCUGUCCGACACACUCUAUUUCUCCGGUGGAGUUGCUGUGCUCCCCCCCCCUUCCCAGCAGUGACACUCUCUCCGCCAUGGCCUCCUGUAUCACUGCCCACAAGGGCUGGUUUGGUGAGAGGGGGGUUCACCAGGGGGUUGGGCUGGACAUCCUCUUCAGUGGCAGGGACUUUGACACACCAGAUCUGUACUCCCCAAAUGACACUCGACAACCUCAGGAGGCCAAGUCACACUAUGCCUGUCCCAGGGCCCCCCAGAGGUCCCUUUAUGGCUGGGGCACAUACAGCCCCCCUCCACAGAGAUCCAGCACUGAGAGCAGAGGGGGGGCCUCCUCUUCUGCCAGGCCUGUCUCCCUCAACCAGUGCCAGGGCUACCACGCCCACACCCUGCCCCUGCCCCGCAGAGCCCUGGCUGUCUUCAGACCCAGUGUCUACAGCAGCCCUCAGGGAUAUAAGACUACCACAGUGGACAAACCUCGCAUGCUCAGAGCCACUAUCAGAUCCCGCCCCUCGGACCCUAACCAGUCUGGCCGACAGCACAGCCAGCACCAGAGCCAGGACCAGCACCAGAGUCAGCCUUUCCAGCACCAGCAGCAGCCCAGACCAAACCAGCAGCAGCACCAGCCAAGCCUAAGCCCCAAGCUUCUCUACCAACCAAGCCUUCGUCCCAAGCCGGUCUACCAGCCAAGGCUCAGUCCCACUCUUCCUGUCUAUAGGAGACUCACAACCUGGCAGCACAAGGACAACACCAACACAGACAGCAACACCAUCAAGACCAACAACAGCUCUCACAGUAACAGCAUCAAGAGACAGGUGGACAUGACGUCCCAGAACGUGUUUGGUCAGCCACGUGUCCUGGCCUCGCUGCGGGGACCUCCCUCUCCGCGACAGACCCGCAAGACAACAAAUCUAGAGGAGGAACUGAGGAGGCUCGUCAUACUGGACAGCACAUCAGAGGACUCAGGGAGGGAUGCAUUCUGCCGUCAUAGCCUCUCUACAGAGAUAAGUCUAGGCAGUGGUCCCGUGGACUACAGUCUGGCCUGUUCCCCAGUGUCUGACUGCUCAGAGUUGGCGGGGCUGGAGGACCUGUCUGCCUCUGAGCUGUCCCUGACAGAGGGCUGGGACUCUGGGCACAUCCCCCUACCAGACCCUGCAGGGAGCCUGAAGUGGAGCAACCUGGUCAACACUGCCAAGGCCUAUGAGGUAGCACAGAGGACAGUGGAGCCCAUUCCCCUCAGCAAGCCCAUGAAGCAUGGAUCAAAGGGUGGACCCACGGCUUGCCCACCCAAUUACUACCCUCCUCAGGACUACAAUUCCCAGCCUGCAAUAAGAAGUGAAGUGCCCAGUGAUCUGUCUGAUAGACUUCACGACCUGGAAGUGCUGCUGAGACACUUGGAGAGCAACCUGGAGAAGGAGAAGCAAGACAGAAUAGCCCUGAUGGGGGAAGUGACGAUUCUGAGGGAGACCAACCAGCGCCUGUGGGAGGAGUCUCUUUCAUCCAAUGAAAAGCUCUGUAAACUCAGCCUGUUGUUCAACGUGGCCCCAGGAAUGGUGCCUAGAGAGAGAGAAUGACCAACAACACUAAGAGGAGAGAGGGAUAACUUGAACAGAGGGGUGGAGGACUGUCUGCAAAAUGUGAUCAGAGAAAGAGGAUAUAUAAACUCAGCAAAAAAAGAAACGUCCUCUCACUGUCAACUGUGUUUAUUUUCAGCAAAAUUAACAUGUGUAAAUAUUUGUAUGAACAUAACAAGAUUCAACAACUGAGACAAACUGAACAAGUUCCACAGACAUGUGACUAACAGAAAUUGAAUAAUGUGUCCUUGAAGAAAGAGGUGUUAAAAUCAAAAGUAACAGUCAGUGUCUGGUGUGGCCACCAGCUGCAUUAAGUACUGCAGUGCAUCUCCUCCUCAUGGACUGCACCAGAUUUGGCAGUUCUUGUUGUGAGAUGUUACCACACUCUUCCACCAAGGCACCUGCAAGUUUCCGGACAUUUCUGAGGGUAUUGACUCCAGCCCUCACCCUCCAAUCCAACAGGUCCCAGACGUGCUCAAUGGGAUUGAGAUCCAGGCUCUCGCUGGCCAUGGCAGAACACUGACAUUCCUGUCUUGCAGGAAAUCACACACUGUCAUGCUGGAGGGUCAUGUCAGGAUGAGCCUGCAGGAAGAGUACCACAUGAGGGAGGAGGAUGUCUUCCCUGUA
This is a messenger RNA of Salmo salar (Atlantic salmon), 2497 nucleotides long. RefSeq lists its product as uncharacterized. Lineage: Eukaryota; Metazoa; Chordata; Actinopteri; Salmoniformes; Salmonidae. The record is from RefSeq and is a predicted model, not a curated record.